AUGGAUUGGAGGAUUGAGUUGGGGUUCACAGAUCGAUUAAGGGCGAUCCAAUCUCUUACUGCUGCCCAUCAGCAAACUGCCUCGUCCUCGGCCUUUGCAGAGGCACAAGCGAAAGCACGGCAAUGCGAGACCGAAGCUUAUGAGAAGGCCACCUCGAAGGAGGCGUAUGAUCAAUUAUGCCAGCAAGCGAUUGACAACGCCGAAAGAGCAUUCAAGGUGACAUCUACCGAUUGCUCAACGCCUGAGCGAGAUGACAUUCCAAUCUUGAAAGAAAAUCCGGACUCUUCGACUGAGCGGUAUGCUGAAGGUAAUGGAGGAGAGACCAUUGGAGCCUACACAUCGUGCACUCCUUGUUUCGAUGGGUUGCAUUCUACGAUAUACAAGUCUCACGCGGAAGAUGGCACAGUGUGUGCGGUCAAGGUGACCACGCCGCACUUGAUGACUGCUCCUCACGAUACAGCUCGAGAGAUACGACUCUUACAUGAAGCAUCCAGUGAGAAUGUCGUUACCCUCGUGGAAACCUUCAACCUUGACGGAGGACGCAUGGCUAUGGUCUUCCCAUUCAUCAAAUAUGACCUUGCUCAAUUACUCCAGCGAGAUAUGGUGACUGCCACACAGAUAAGAUCCAUUCUGCGGGAUCUAUUCAAAGCUCUGCAGCACAUUCAUCACAUGGGAAUCCUCCAUCGAGAUAUCAAAACCUCUAACAUCCUCAUGGAUUCUCCCGAUGGGCCUGCCUAUCUCGCCGACUUUGGCAUUGCUUGGAAAGAGGACGAUCCAGGCUCCGAGCCGAAAGAAUCCAAGAUCACCGAUGUGGGGACCACGCAUUAUCGAGCUCCGGAGCUCUUAUUUGGAUACAAGGCGUACGGACCUUCCCUGGAUCUAUGGGCGGCGGGAUGCGUCGUGGGGGAAGCCAUCGCAGUCGGGCAUCGCCCGCUUUUCGAUUCUGGCCCGCUUGGAAGUGACCUUUCCCUCGUCCACUCCAUCUUCAGUACGCUGGGGACCCCAGAUGAGUCUGUAUGGCCGGAUGUCGAAAUCCUGCCCGAUUGGGGUAAGGUCGAGUUCUUCACGUAUCCGCCGCGCUCAUGGCAGGAAAUCCUCCCCGCGGUCUCGUCCAAGGGUCGCGAUCUCGUUAGUCGCUUGGUUCGCUACCAGGGAAGCGAGCGUCUCUCUGCCGAGGAGUUGAAGCAGUGCCAGCCGGCCAUGCGAUUCUUCAGCGGAUGUAAUACACACAGUCCGCCACCAUCCUCCGGGGAGAUGGGUUCACCAGCUGGAAUUGCCAAUUAG
Penicillium diatomitis is the source of this 1284-nucleotide messenger RNA. RefSeq names its product putative cell division protein kinase (Ctk1). The record is from RefSeq and is a predicted model, not a curated record. Gene Ontology annotation, biological process: protein phosphorylation. Lineage: Eukaryota; Fungi; Ascomycota; Eurotiomycetes; Eurotiales; Aspergillaceae. Bases 1 to 1284 code for a protein of 427 amino acids. Gene Ontology annotation, molecular function: ATP binding; cyclin-dependent protein serine/threonine kinase activity. The transcript has 5 exons. Gene Ontology annotation, cellular component: nucleus; cytoplasm.